AUGUCUCGCGGCUCGUGUGCGGAGGUGUGCGACAGUGACACUAAAACACUCGUUACCGCCUUUAGAUCGUGGCUCCAAGCUCAUGAGGACGCUCAAGUGAUGUUAGCUAGCAUCCUGGUAGUGGUGGGGUUGUGGUGGCUUGUGCGUGCUGUCCUCGCUCUCAUCAUAAACCUCGUCUGUCCCAUCCUCGUGGUUUUACUAGCUGUGGUCUGUGUUCCGCAACUCCGAGCGCCUUUACUGGGUCAGAACUAUCCGCUUCUAGCGAAUCUUAUCAAGAGCAUAUUGUUAAAGAUGGCUGAAAAUAUCAAAACU
Messenger RNA from Brenthis ino (lesser marbled fritillary), 312 nucleotides. The record is from the annotation of a GenBank genome assembly. Lineage: Eukaryota; Metazoa; Arthropoda; Insecta; Lepidoptera; Nymphalidae.